UUAUUAAUAAUUCCAAAUUCCGAUGCCCAAUUCGAAGACGAAGGAAGUCCCAAGCUUCUGCUAUAUAUAACGGGCGGCGGGGGCGUCGAGUGGCCGCCGAGAUCUGGUCUUCUCUUCCCCCUUUCGUCUUCCUCAGCCUCCUUCCCACCGUCCGACGAGAAUGGGUAGCACCGAAAAUGCGGUGGCCGACUAUGGCGAGUACACUUAUGCAAGCUUGGAAAGGGAGCCAUAUUGGCCUUCAGAAAAGUUGCGGAUUUCUAUCACGGGAGCAGGUGGGUUUAUCGCAUCACAUAUUGCUAGGCGUUUGAAGAGUGAAGGUCACUACAUCAUUGCUUCUGAUUGGAAGAAGAAUGAGCACAUGACUGAGGAUAUGUUCUGUCACGAGUUCCAUCUUGUUGACCUGAGGGUCAUGGAUAAUUGCUUGAAGGUCACUAGUGGCGCUGACCAUGUAUUCAAUCUUGCUGCUGAUAUGGGAGGAAUGGGCUUCAUUCAGUCCAACCAUUCGGUCAUUAUGUACAAUAACACUAUGAUCAGUUUCAACAUGAUUGAAGCUGCAAGGAUUAAUGGUGUGAAAAGGUUCUUUUAUGCCUCGAGCGCUUGCAUCUACCCAGAGUUCAAACAGUUGGAGACUAAUGUAAGCUUGAAGGAAUCUGAUGCUUGGCCUGCUGAGCCUCAAGAUGCCUAUGGUCUGGAAAAACUUGCUACGGAGGAGUUGUGCAAGCACUACAACAAGGACUUUGGCAUUGAGUGUCGCAUUGGGAGGUUUCAUAAUAUUUAUGGCCCUUUCGGAACAUGGAAAGGCGGAAGAGAGAAAGCCCCUGCUGCAUUUUGCCGAAAGACAUUAACUUCCACUGAUAAGUUUGAGAUGUGGGGAGAUGGUCUGCAAACUCGGUCCUUCACUUUUAUUGAUGAAUGUGUUGAAGGUGUUUUAAGAUUGACAAAAUCAGACUUCCGUGAACCACUAAACAUUGGCAGUGAUGAAAUGGUGAGCAUGAACGAGAUGGCUGAAAUAGUACUCAGCUUUGAAAACAAGAACCUUCCGAUUCAUCACAUUCCUGGUCCAGAGGGCGUCCGUGGUCGCAACUCUGACAACACCCUGAUCAAAGAGAAACUUGGAUGGGCUCCAACCAUGAAACUGAAGGAUGGCCUGAGGUUUACAUACUUUUGGAUAAAGGACCAGAUCGAAAAGGAGAAAACUAAGGGUCUUGACGUGUCUGUUUAUGGAUCAUCAAAGGUGGUGGGAACACAAGCACCUGUGCAGCUUGGUUCCCUUCGCGCAGCUGAUGGAAAAGAAUGAAGUUCCACAUCCUCUUCUUGGCACUAGUACCUUUCAGACUAUGAUGCUAGGUAUCAACUUGGCCUGGGAGCAAAUAUAGCAAAAUUCCACAUUUCCAAGAGGGUGUUUUGUUAGUUUCUUAUUGUCUCUUUAAUGAUGAAACCUUAUUUAAUUUCUAGGUUGGCAUCAUUAAUAUAUUGAAUUAAUGCGCAUAAUAUGGACUCAUAUUUAUUGGUGUAACUCAUGUUUCAUACAAGUUUGUUUGUGCACAA
Messenger RNA from Zingiber officinale, 1548 nucleotides. RefSeq names its product GDP-mannose 3,5-epimerase 1. Gene Ontology annotation, molecular function: GDP-mannose 3,5-epimerase activity; NAD binding. The record is from RefSeq and is a predicted model, not a curated record. NCBI's taxonomy places the organism in Eukaryota, Viridiplantae, Streptophyta, Magnoliopsida, Zingiberales, Zingiberaceae. Bases 161 to 1297 code for a protein of 378 amino acids. The transcript has 7 exons.